Molecule: messenger RNA, 4630 nt
Organism: Athalia rosae (coleseed sawfly)
Lineage: Eukaryota; Metazoa; Arthropoda; Insecta; Hymenoptera; Athaliidae
Gene: jub
Product: LIM domain-containing protein jub
Exons: 6
Coding region: 664-3195 (843 amino acids)
Biological process (GO): regulation of DNA-templated transcription; negative regulation of hippo signaling; response to hypoxia
Cellular component (GO): P-body; adherens junction; nucleus
Molecular function (GO): transcription corepressor activity
Source: RefSeq, a predicted model, not a curated record
GUCCGCGCAGUUGAUUGUGCGUAGCUCGAAUCUCGAGCUGCUGAAUCGAAUCGAUCUGUGGAUAUAAAUGGGCAAAGUUCAAGUUAACCGCGAGACGCGAGUACGACGGUCCUUGUGCGGUCCGGGGCCCUUGCUUUUCCAUGGCUCAGAGGAUGGUGGGGACAUACUUCGUAGCGUUGACUGUUCCUAGUUAUGACUGUGGUUUUGACCCAAACGCCGCGAGACUGGUGAACGGUGAAUCGGCGGGAGUAGGUGGUGAAUUUCAGCAGGUGGUCGGUGUUUAAUUUCUGGGCGUAAAAGGUCGUCACCAACCCCACCCCUUGGAUAUCAUCCUCGUAGUGGCUCCGCUAUUAGUCAACGGAAAGACUUCCUCGAGGAAUCAAUAUAAAACACUCGGUCUACCGAUCGCCUUUCCGUCAACUCGCGGAGGUUGUCUGGUGAAUCUUUGACCUCUGUUUAUAAAAUUGACAUUCGGUUGUUGUCUUCGCACCGUACGCCACCCGGUCCCACUCGCCGAUUGCCAGUAAUGAUUUCACUAUGCGAGUAGCGGUGUCAACCGUCGUUGAUGACCCCAGGUGAUCGGUCGCGUUAUCUUCUUGCUGGUUGUUCAGCGGGGCGUGAGUUUGCAGGUGACAGUUGAUUGGUUAGGAGUGCUGAUUGAAAAUGUGCGAUCCGGUUGACGCCUACGUCGAGAGGAUGAGUUAUCUGAGGAUAGACGAAGAUUCAGGGGAUGGAGGACAAGGGCGUGUCUCGGGUUCCCGCCCCGAGGGUCAAGUCCCUGUGAGCAGGACUUCCUCCGCGGUAAGGGCACAAAAUUCUCAGCAGCGACCUGUUGGAGCAAUAGAAAGUUUCAUCGAGGGGGUUGACGUAGGGAGUGCACAGGAUGUGUCGAGGCAACCGCUACCCCCUGAAUACAAGAUGUAUGAACGUGAGAACAUCAUCGCUGCAUCCCGGUUUGCAACUCCAAAGGCUGUCGAGACGAUUGGAACCCACCAUCAGUCAUUGUCUAGAAAUCAGCAGGCUCCUGUCUACGAGAAUGUUGAUUAUUAUCCUCAGAGUGUAAUUCCCACUCAUCCACCGUAUUACCAUCCAGUCGAGACAAGGAAUAGCCCUAGAAGCAGCCCUCGAGGUUCCGUUGCGGGUGACACCUAUGAAGCAACCAAUUUUCGAAAGGCACAACCUCAAGUAGCUACUGGCUCUCGAUUCCAGUCUGCAUCCUCUCCUGCAAAAGAGUUACCACCGUACGAGGCACCUCCUGUCUACGAAAACAUACAAGAGGUUCAUGGGACUUUUUCAGAUUCCUUGUCCAGUCAUCACCAUCACCAUUUACAACAAAGACAACAACAGCAGCAGCAGCAACAGCAAAUUAAUAAACCUGGGCCACAGGUUCCAAACUUCUAUCAUCCAGCCAAUAUGGAAGGGGGGGACUACGUUGUGAUGACAGGAAAAGUUGCGACGCAAUCUCACCAAAGACCUCUAGGUAAUCAAAAUCGUAGUUUGAGUUAUGACGGUGUCAGUCUUCAGCGGGGUCCUCUCUUGGAUUCGUCCUCGCUCCGCUACUUAUCACCAACUGACUCACAGGGCUCAAAAAAUGCGUAUGUUCCUCCAUCCGAGUUGCAUCUGCAGGGGAGUAGAACCUAUACUUAUUCUCCAGAUCAGCAUUCUCCGAGAAUAAAUCACCUCUCCAUGUCUAAAGAUCACGCGGAAUCACCACCUGUUCGUGUCAUGUCGGAACCUCAGCAGUCUAAUUACAAAGAACAAAGUGAUGUGCAGCAUGGUUUUAGGCAGACACAAAACAUCGACCAAGCUCCACCGAGCUACCACGUCAGUUCCAACCAAGGAAAUCCCCGAUCCAUGACCAUGUCUAUGCAGCAAGUGAAUUUUUCACCUAUGGAUCAACGAAUGGACUCACCCGCAAGAAACUCCCCACCUAUCUAUCAAUCCAUUCCGAGCAGACAUCCACCUGGUUCACAAAAUGACCGCGCCGAUAUCCUAGCUCGGAAUAACUCGCCGUCAUAUUCGUCGACCCGUUCCAAUAGAUCCGAUAAUCAUUUACGGACAGGUGGGCAAACAGGAGGCUCCCCUAAGGCCAGUCCUACGCGGUCUCACGUUAACCCAGUGGAAACUGCUGUUCAAACAAUACCAAACUCUGUCGGGCAUCCUAGAUUCAACGCACCACCCGAUUCUGUCCUAGCAUCCCCUGUCAGAGGACAGGUUCAGCCUGCUGUAACAAGUGCAUCCCAAUCUCUGAAAGACGAAAGCACAAUCCAUAGACCGAGAAUUACUAGCCUCCCUCCUGGAGUUACCAGUGGUGUAGCAGGGCCUGUUUAUUUGAGCGGAGGAGUCCCCCAACUGCAGAAGGCUCCUGAAAUCCGAGCGGAAACUCCGAAGUCGGUUACCCCACCUGUGAAACCGGCACCUGGAAAGGGGUUACUGCCAUAUAACGUCACACCACCGAGACCAUCUGGACCGACCGAAGCAGAGCGGAAAAUAGAGGAGUUAACCAGACAACUUGAAGAGGAGAUGGAGAAACAGGAGGAAGAGGGGGAAUAUUUUGGGAUUUGCCAUACAUGUGGGGAGAAAGUAACAGGUGCCGGCCAGGCUUGCCAGGCUAUGGGAAACCUGUAUCACACAAAUUGCUUCAUUUGCUGUUCCUGUGGCAGAGCUUUACGGGGCAAAGCCUUUUACAAUGUGCAUGGAAGAGUUUACUGCGAGGAAGAUUAUCUCUAUUCUGGUUUCCAGCAAACCGCAGAGAAAUGCGCGAUCUGUGGACACUUAAUAAUGGAAAUGAUUCUUCAGGCCAUGGGUAAAUCCUAUCAUCCAGGGUGCUUUAGAUGCUGUGUAUGCAACGAGUGCCUCGACGGAGUUCCUUUCACAGUUGACGUUGAUAACAAAAUUUACUGCGUCAACGAUUAUCACAGAAUGUUUGCCCCCAAGUGCGCGUCUUGUGGCAAGGGUAUCACGCCCGUCGAGGGUACCGAAGAAACAGUUCGCGUCGUGUCAAUGGACAAAGACUUUCACGUCGAUUGUUACGUGUGCGAGGAUUGUGGAAUGCAGUUGACAGACGAACCGGACAAAAGGUGCUAUCCACUAGAAGGAAGGCUGAUGUGUAGAACAUGUCACAUACAACGGCUAUCGCAUACGCAACCCAGACCACCUCAGCCAGUUUCUGCCAGUUAUCAAUUUAUGGGAUGAAUCCUAUAUGCGACAUGUGUGGGGUCAUGUUACCAUGUAUAUCCCAUUUACGGUAACAGAUAUACAAUUGACAUAAUUAAGACGAAGUUGGCACCAGAUUUCGCCUCGGAGAACAAAUCCAGCGACGAGUAUAAACAUUGCGUAUUAAUAUUCCAUUAUUUAUUAACCUGAGAGUCUAGUUAUUUCAACAUGUGCAAAAAGUAUUCGGCACAUGUUUGAAAGUCAUUAUCCCUUUGAAUAAGAAGAUAAUAAUAAAAAAAAAAAAAUUAAACUUACAUUUGACAAAAAAUUUUUGGCCACGGCAGGAUAUCAGCGGCGCGACUCUUGGGGAAUCAGGAUACAUUGUAUAAUUAUUGCCUACGAUACUCAUGGCCUAAUAAUAGCUAAAUGCGGGUUAUAACGAAGACACACUGAAGUUGUAUAGACAACUGUGAUAUGAUAGAAUAUUCAAGCAUAAUAAUCUUUACUUUCUCGAAUAGUAUAGUUGGUUUCUCAAACGAGAUCUCUCGAUUAUCUUUUGUAAAUAUUGCGUGAUGUAUGUAUGUCGUUGAUUGGACUUAAUCAUUGAGUCGCGGUGCGGUCGAUUACUUCUUUACGAUACAUAGCUGUGUGCGGGGAGAUAAUUUUGUCAAUUUAUUUAUAGAUUUUAUAUUGAUUUUACCUAGUUAGUUUUAAAAUGUUAUGAAACGCUCGUGAAUCGUAGCUUGUCUCUACAACGAUGAUGAUGAUGAUGAUUCAGUCACUUUUCAAGAAAUCCUAGAGUAUCUGACGCAAUAUAAGUACAAUGUAGCGAUUAAACAUAUUUCAGAUCAAGUGGGAGAAAAUGAAAUAGGUGUAGGACUUUUCAAAAUUAAAUUUACCAACAACGCACAAGAUAAGCUGCCAAAAAUUAUUUUAAUUCAAAAUCCUACCAUUUUACCUAUGCAUAUUUCUGUAUACGUUAUUGUAUAACCGUUGUUCAUUUAUAGACUCGCGUUAUAGUACUAAUUAUUGUAGAUAUAAAAAAGAUAAAUGUUAUUUUAAUAGGUUCGUCUAGUUUGGUAUAAAAUCAGACUUCAAUGCAUAAUGCCAUCGGCUUUCAUCAAGUUUUCUCGAUCUGCCAGACCAGAUGGAGCAUUGAGCAUUACAGAGGCACGAUCAAAAAUUAUUUAUUUAUGUUAGAUGUCAUUGAUUUGAUCGAAUAGUAACUGGAGGAUCUACGAUUUUCGACCAUCGAAAUUUUCGAACUCAUGAGAACGAUUGGAAAACUUUGCUAGCCAAGAAUUUUUAUGAUUACGAUUUGUUAUAGGCGAAAAUUCCUUUGGAAAAUCAGCUCCAAAGCUGACACAAGUUGAUAAGUUAACGAGGGGUAGAAACUUAUCUAAGGGUAGGAUCCAUACAAUUUGUGAGAACCCUGGAGCGUUGCAACCAGGCUAAUAAAAAUUCUUGAUUGAAA